GAGAAACUUGAUUUAAAUCUGUGCAUCGCCAAAGGCAAGGAGCUGAGAACAUGGAUGGAGAGAAGUUUCAGCAGAAGGCUCUGAAGCAAACUAAGCAGAAGAAAUCCAAGUCGGCUGAAUUUCUGAUGGUUAAAGAAGAUAGAGAAGCUACAGAAGGCUUUGGAAAUCCAGCUUUUAACAUGAGCAACCCAGACCUCUCAGCACAUCAGACUUCAGAAGAGAAAAUUAUUAGACAUGACACGCUGGAUCGCACCCUUGCAGCUCACCAACAAAAAUCCAGGCUGCCAGUCUGCGCGGUGCCAAAAGGAAAUGAAUAUGGCAGAAAUUACUUUGACCCACUGAUGGAUGAGGAAAUAAACCCAAGGCAGUGUGGGAUGGAGGUCAGCAGAGAGGGUGAUGAUAAAGUUUUCUGUAAUCAAUUAAUGAAGUUGUCUGAUGAGAAUGAACAAGAAGAAUCUCAAGGUGGGAGCACCAAGGAGGACAUUUUGGAUUCUGAAGCACUCACAAGUUCCUGUAAGAUUCAAGAGACCCACAAAGAGGCAGAUGAAGCCACCUCUGAUUCCAUCCAGGAGUUUGAAAGACAUGCUCAGAAAGACAUAAUUCUGCUUGGAAGUUCUCCGUUUGAACAGGGAAUCAGAUGUACUUCAGUGCAUUGUUUGGGCAUGCGCCAUCACACUGUAUUUUCAGUGCUCUGUACUUCUAUCGGAUGGGAUAUCGUAGGCCAUAUGUUCAGACCUGGAAUCAUCACUGAGAUCAACCCGUCUUCUGGGUUCUACAUCAUGUGUCCCAGCCCCGAGGCUAGAACUUCUCCACUUGUGCUGUCCCCAUGUGCCCUGCAUGCUAACAGGAAGCUGCUGAGGUUUGGACGUGGUUCCAGCACGGGUCCCAGAUGUUCAGGUGUGGGAGCCCUGGUCCUCUGUGUGGAGGUGGACUUGAAAUUUGAAGAAGGACUCAACCAGUACAUUCCCAUGUCAUGUUUAAAGAUGGACAAAACAUCUAAGAAAAUUCCACCUUUUAUGCAGGUUGAGCAGUCUCAGUCGCCUCAGCUGCUUCAAAUACAGAUCAAAUGCAUCUGAGGCCUCAAGGAUAAGGCUCCUUGAGGCUGUUAUCUCCUCAGAGUGUCCCUGCUCAGCCGACUGGGGGGCUGUGUCUUGCAAUGGUGGCAAACAGAGCAGUUGAGGACCAGAACACACCCAGUUAGGCAUGGUGGCAACUUUUACAACAUGGGGCUAUUUUUCCAUGAAAGCCUUUACAUGGGUCUCCCUCAAAGAAAAGAUGUGAAACCUGGCAUGGCUUUCCUCUUUGAACUGUUUCUCCUUCGUGGGACGUAUGCUUGCCUUGACCAGGCAGUGGGCUGGGCAGCCUUUCCUUUGUGUGAUAACAACUUGUGUCCUGCUCGAGGACAUUAUGAACAGAAACUCAGCAAUUUCAGAAAAAUUGAAGAUUUGAUUUGCUUGGACUGGGACCACUGGCUGUGCAGUCUCUAUUUUCAGGUAAUCAAACUUCCUUGGCAUUUGGAUGAUCUGAAACUGCAUGAAAGUCAUAUUCGGCUUUCCCCUGAGUUUUCUGUGUGUUUAAUGGCUGAAGCAGAGAAAGCAAAAUUAGAUAUGGACAACCCAGCUGGCCUCUCAGGGAAAGAAACCCAGGAAAACAUUUGUAUGUCAAUGGAGCAUGGAGCUGAGUCUGCCUUACCCUCUCCUCAGGGGAGUGUUUCUCAUAAAACUGAUCCCUGCUCUAUGGAUUGUGAUCUCAGUCUCUUAAAAGAAGAUCAUGAAUUACACUCUAAGGGAGAUAACCUGACUGAUCAUUCAGUGAAGGAAAAAUCAACUGUUUGUAGACCUGGAGAACUUGAAGAUUAUUUGCAAGAUACAUCUUACUUGGAAGAACUGGAGAAACACCAAUUUUCAGUCUGCAGCUCUUCAGUUGCUGGUGGUAGUGGAUCUGGAGACCUCUUCAAGCAUCUCCACUUUGUGAAGGUAUCAGUAUUUUCAGAGCUGCAGUUUGCUCAGUGGCAAAGCCAGGGCUUCUGGUACGCCAUCCUGCUGCUGGCUUCCCUCUGCUUCCUGAGGCUCUGCCUGCAUUACCUUGGCCAGUGGCUUUUCCUCCAGGCCAUCUCAGCUCCAGUGACAAAAUUUCAUCUUUACCCCUACAUGGUUGAGCUUUGCUAUCCAACAUCUUCCCUUAGCAUCACAGAAGAGCUGGCUGUGAUUGUGGUCGGGCCUCUAAUGUUGAACACAGUCAUAUUUCUUUUGGUUCUGAUCAGAUGGGGCUGUCAGCUGCUGUUUGCCUCCUGUCCUGAUGUCUUGUCAAAGUUAAUCAUUACCAUGGGACUAUGGACAGUUCUAGACCCAUUGGCGGUGUUUAUAGUGGAUAUUUUCCUGGGGGUAAUGACUACACAUAAUGGGGAGGCUCCUAUAGCCGAUGCAGCGAAGAAGCUCUACUAGGUGUUUGUAAGAACACAGAAAUCACAAAUUCUUGCUGUGAUGAUCACCAUGCUACUUUACAUCUUCCUGUUCAUCAUCUAUUCCUUGAUUUUAUAUAUGUAUUUUAUCAGGCUGCACAAUGCCUCUUGAAUAUUAGAUGCAUUUCAACACAUCCACAGUGAAGAAAUCAAGUUCUUCAUGCCAUAUGAUUUGGAGAUUUCCAAUCAGGAGCUAAGUUACAUAGUGAAAAGAUCGGAGCAGUGGAGAGAAGUCAAUGGUGAAAGAAGGAAGGUGGCAGUGUAUGAUUACAUCAGGAAAAGCCACAGCAUCAAGUCCAGUGUUUCCAGCUGUGACCUCCCACAUCAAAAUGAAACCUCUGUGUCUGCACUUGGUCCAGGAGAUACUACUUUUCAUGUGUCUGUAUACACGGUUUAUCCCAGCGGGUUCCAAGAGCUGUUCCGCCAUUUUCUCAGACUCCCCAGUGGCGCCAUUGUUGAGGUGUUUGGCGAUAUCAGUGCCUUACAGUCUGUCCCCAGGGAAGUGACUGCAACUAUUCAAGAGCACAUAAGUGAAAUGGACACAGUACUCAGGGACUGCUGCACUACAGACUCGAGACACGAAAGGAUCCAGUAA
Heterocephalus glaber (naked mole-rat) is the source of this 3056-nucleotide messenger RNA. The record is from RefSeq and is a predicted model, not a curated record. NCBI's taxonomy places the organism in Eukaryota, Metazoa, Chordata, Mammalia, Rodentia, Bathyergidae.